Dermacentor albipictus is the source of this 1157-nucleotide messenger RNA. RefSeq names its product profilin-like. Lineage: Eukaryota; Metazoa; Arthropoda; Arachnida; Ixodida; Ixodidae. Gene Ontology annotation, cellular component: cell cortex. The record is from RefSeq and is a predicted model, not a curated record. Gene Ontology annotation, molecular function: actin monomer binding.
AGCUUAGUCGAGAAAAAAAGAACUGCGAAUCAGCGCUCGCGCACAUAUUUCGCACGAUAACGUCGUCGUCUUCUUUGGCCGCAGGCGGCGCUGCAGCUCCACCGGCCGACCGUUCGAGGCGGGCCCUCGAGCGUUCGUGGUGCACGUUCUGCAGGUUCCUCGUGUCGAACAGUCAGGCUUCUCCUCGGUGCAGGGAAAGCGACGCUCCGAAGAUGUCGUGGCAGGCCUAUGUUGACAACCAGAUCUGCGCCCAGGUUCAGUGCACGGUAGCCGCUAUCGCUGGUCUGGCGGACGGCGCCAUUUGGGCCAAGUACGAGAAGGACGCGAACGUGAAGAUUACACAGGAGGAGCUGAAGAACAUCGCUGACACGAUGCGGACUAAGCCCAGCAAUUUCAACGAGAACGGCAUCUACGUGGCCGGUAUCAAGUACGUCUGCCUGUCGGCUGAGAGCACUCUGGUGCGGGGCCGCAAGGGCAGCUCUGCCAUGAUCGCCGUGGCAACCAAGACUUGCCUGCUGGUCGCCGCUACCGUGGACGGCUUCCCCCCCGGCCAGCUCAACACGGUCGUUGAGAAGCUGGGCGACUACCUCAGGUCCAACGGCUACUAGAUGGCCAACGGCGAAGAAGGCGGCGUUCACGAAGCAGCGUCCACGAAGCAGCGUCUGUCCCGUCCCAGCGGCUAAGCCUACCCAGCCCCGACACCCGCCUUCACCCCCUAAGCCUCCCGCCGCCGACCUGUGUGCUUAUGAGAGGCCCCGGACGACGCGGGCUCUACCCCAGGGACUGCAGCGUCUCCUCCUUGGUAUUUUCUCGACUUUAUUCUUUCGUCUCAUCCGCUUCUUCUUUCUGGACUAUUCCGAUGUCCCCCGAACACUGCUUUCGAAGGGCGAGGUGGCGCGUGACAGCAAAGGAACGACGAUGCUCGUGCUUCGCGCCUUGGAACUGCCGGCCUUCUUCUUUUUCAUUUUUUUUUCUUACCCGCUGCUUCUUCUCGCGUGGCACUUCUUUCCUUCUUUUUUGCUCACUUUCUGCUCUUUUGUUUUUAUCAUAACUACGAAAAUCGCGUGUAAGUCAAGAGACUCAGCUACUGAAGAGCAUGAAAGCGCUGUGUGCCUAAAGUGUUGAAAUAAAUUUGUCCUCGUGUGUGUGUUCCAAAA